CUCGACGUCGACCACUUGUCUCUCGACCAGCACUCAGAAUGGGGUGCGGCGGGUCAAAGUCUGCCGGAGAGCGGUCAACGAAGAAUAAGCCCAAGCGAAAGCUAGAAAAACUAGACGUCAAACUUCCUGAAAUCAAGAAAGGCAAGGUCAAGACUACGUACGGUGAUGAUCUGGAUGUGGACGCUCUGGAAGCGCGCGCAGCCGAGGAGGCUGCGUCGCAGCUGAAGGAUCUCAAAAAGGCCAAGAAGCGCGCACCUGCUGCGCCAGCGCCCGAGCCGGUCGGCUCGUGGUCGUCGCUCUCAUCGGCGUCGGACAAGGGCGAGAAAAAGUCCAAGGCGGCCGUCAUCGAGUUUACUGAAGCCGAGCUGGACGCCCUCGAGAAAAAGGGCCAGUCUGAGGCCAAGGCUGCGCUCCGUGGCGGCGGCAAGGGUGGUGGCAAGGGCCGCGGCAAGGGUCGUGCUGGCGGCCGGUCCGGCGGCCGCGGGCGUGGCCGGGCCAAGGGCCGGCGAUGAACAAAUGCAAGGGGAGUGAGAAGCGGACAUACACAGCAUGCAGCGCGCACUGGAUUUAGUACAGAAGAUCGCGGAAA
Molecule: messenger RNA, 589 nt
Organism: Thecamonas trahens ATCC 50062
Lineage: Eukaryota; Apusomonadida; Apusomonadidae
Exons: 2
Coding region: 39-512 (157 amino acids)
Source: RefSeq, a predicted model, not a curated record